UUCCAGCUCCUAUCAUAAUACAAUACCGUUAACUGAAGUUCACCCAAUAUAUCGUCCUUUGUAAGGCCCAAUCUCUGUCCAAAAAUGAAAAAAUCGCGAAAUUUGUGAAAGAAGAUACAGUUGAAAAGUUACGAAGGAUACGUGCACGUUAAAUUGUGAUACGGUAAUAUACAAAGAAUAAGCUAUUCGGGCAUUAAUAGACGGUUUCAAAAUGGAGUAGUUCAAUCAUCGGAUUUGUUGUUAUUCGGCAAUAAUAAAAGAAGUUAACAAUUUUUUCUCGAUAAACCGAUACGGUGACGUUAAUCUGCAUGAAUUCGUGGUUAUUGUCGGUAUUAUUGUGGUUUACUAAUGUUUGUGUAUUGUAUAAACUUCGUCCUGCAAAAUCGUUGAAUGUAUGACCUCUAUGCUCAUAUUUUACGAUUUUAAACCUAUUUUGGAUUAAUGUAAGUUAUGCAGGAGAAGACAAAGAUAGCGCGGGCCUGGGGCAUGCUCUGGGUUAAUUCUUCAUGGUGGUAAGGGCCGCUCGCACUGGAGCGGUGGCUGGAGGCAGAGCCCUGGCGGGCCUGUGGAUAUUGCUGCUGGCGGGUCUGUGGAGCCGCGCCUUUGGAGGGCUACUCCUGGCGCAGUUUCCAGGUCCCGUCGAUCCGCCGUUGCGGUUUUCGCAUAUGGCAGUGGAUCGUCAAACCGGUUAUCUUUUCGCUGCUGCUACAAAUCAUCUCAUACAGCUGGAUCCAGAUCUACGCCUUAAACAUAUUGUUACCACUGGACCGCAUAAUGACAGCCCACUUUGUCAUGCAGCCGGGUGCCAGGGUACCGAUAUUCCGACGUUACUUACAAAUAAUUACAACAAGAUUUUGGUGAUUGAACCGGAGAAGCGCAUGCUAAUCUCGUGCGGAUCGUUGUCGCAAGGCGCUUGUUAUAAAUAUCGGUUAAGUAACAUCAGUGCACCAGGUGAAUUCAUUCCUAUCAGCAUAGCUGCGAAUGAUGAGCUUGCGACCACGUACGCGUAUAUCGGACCAAGAAAUUAUAACCCAUGGGGAAGACCGCACGUUCUUUAUGUUGGCACUACUUUUACAAACAACGGAGAGUAUAGGCACGAUGUUCCAGCAAUUGCGAGUAGAGAUCUGGACACGUUAGACAUUGCCGAAUUUUCAUUCUCGAAACAGUCGUUAAUAAAUAUCGACGUAAAAUACAGAGAUCAUUUUUUGGUGCAAUACAUUUAUGGGUUUAAUGCUAGCGAUUUUUCGUAUUUUGUAAUUGUGCAAAAACAGUCGCACUUACCAGGACAGGAAGAGCAAGGAUACGUGUCGCGCUUAUCUAGAACUUGUAUCAAUGAUGCCAAUUACGAUAGUUACACAGAAGUUACUUUACAAUGCGUCGAUGGUGAUCGUAGAUAUAAUCUUGUUCAAGAUGCUAAAAUCGCAAUUGCGGGGGUGGAACUCGCCGCUUCCUUGGGAGUUUCGCCGGGCACCGCCGUUUUGGUUACUGUAUUUCAACCGGCCCGAGGAAUUACUAACGAACCGCAGCCCCACUCCGCAUUGUGUCUGUACCCUUUGCGAGAUAUCGAGGCGAAAUUUAACGAAAAUAUUCAUAUGUGUUUUAAUGGUAGCGUUAAAUAUCGUAACAUGGGAUACAUAUCUGGACUCAUACAAGACGGCAAAUGUCCUGGAGCUGGUAACGCGGGAAAUAUUUUAAAUUUUUGCGAAGUGGGUUUAAAGAUUAGUGGCAUUAGCCCUAUAACGGCGAGUGCGUCUUUGACGUUUCCGAACACUUCUUUAUCGGCCGUAGCUACAGCUUUAACCGGACGUCAUGUUCUCGCUUUUCUGGGUACUAACAAUGGCCGUAUCAAAAAGGUGCUACUUUCGGGUGGUGAUCCCACCGAGUACGAGGAAGUGGUUGUUGAUGAUGGAAAUGCUAUUCUACCUGAUACAACUCUUUCUCCAUCGGGGGAUUAUCUGUAUGUUUUAUCUACCUCUAAGAUCUCAAAAAUAAAUGUAGAACACUGUAGUAGUUACAAUAACUGUUCGGCGUGUUUGGAAUCGAAGGAUCCAUAUUGUGGUUGGUGUUCAUUAGAAAAAAAGUGUACAGUGCGUAGUGCGUGUCAAAAGGCUUCUCACAGUUCUCCUCGUUGGUUGUCUUUGGGCACAGGUCAACAAUGUAUCGAUUUUGAGCAAGUGCUUCCUGAUCGCAUUCCUAUUAAUCAGAUGACUACCGUCCGUCUUACAAUACGUACUUUACCUGAACUUCCUUACGGUGCUAAAUAUAAAUGUGUGUUCGGUUCGGCCGAGCCCAUCGAUGCUGUAGUGACAGACUUUGGUUUAUCAUGUGUGACGCCAGAUAUUUUAAGUAGGCCACAAAUUUUAGGGAAGCAAGAUCACGUGUUAGUACCUCUUAGUGUUCGUUCUUCGGAAACCAAUAAGGACUUUGUCUCGCGAAAUUUUGCCUAUUAUGACUGUUCACAACAUUCCACUUGCAUGGAUUGCGUAAAAUCGCAAUGGGCGUGUAAUUGGUGUAUAUACGAGAACAGGUGUACACAUAAUACGUCGACGUGCCAACGGACUAUUAUCAGUGGAGAAAAUAAUCCCAUGCAUUUAUCAAAUCACGGAGUCGACUCGUGUCCAAGAUUUCGAAAGAGAGAUAUUAUUUUUAUUCCUAAUAACGUUCCGAAAGAAAUGGUAUUCGAAGUGGAAAAUUUACCACAUCCGCAACCGGGACAUACAGGGUUUCAGUGCAUUGUCAAUUUCGAAGAUGCCAAUAUGCUUGUGCCGGCACGAGUAGAUUCCAAUAAUAAAUAUAUCGUCUGCGAUCGAACUACGUACACCUACAAAAUGAAGACUGGGGAAUAUAAAGCGAAUGUACGUGUAAUAUGGAAUCGUAAUCAUCACGUUGAUUCGAUGAGUGUUAUAUUGUAUAGAUGUGAUAUUCUUGGUUCACAUCGUGAACAUCCAGAUUGUUCACUUUGUGUUACCCGAAAUUCUAAGUAUCAAUGUACUUGGUGUGGAAAUACGUGUAAUUAUAAUGAGACCUGCCAGCAUGUUUCACAUACCGAGUGUCCAAAGCCUCGAAUAGAUGUGAUUAAGCCUUUGAGUGGGCCAAUUGAGGGAGGUACCCUUGUAACAAUAGAAGGAAGUAAUUUAGGUUUAAAGAAGGAAGACGUAAUGGGUAAAAUCCAAAUAGGAGAUGUUCCAUGUGAACUUGUCAAUUAUGAAGUGUCUGUAAAAAUUCAAUGUAUAUCUGGAUCGUCUCCCAUGGAAACUAUUGCGCCCGUUAUUGUCGGAAACGAAGCUGGAUUCACGAAGUCGUCGGUUGAAUUUAGUUACAAGAAUAUACGACUUACGGGAGUUUACCCACCAAUUGGUCCCCAAUCUGGAGGCACACAGUUAGCGAUAAGUGGACAGUAUCUUAAUAUAGGGUCUGAGAUUACAGCGUAUUUGGACAGUUACGUUUGCCAAGUGAAUUUAACACAAGCAUCAAGUAGUCGACUAACAUGCAUCACUUCUAAAGCCUCAAAACCCAUAAACAUUGAAAAAUUAACACUUUCUAUCGACGGAGCUAACCGCACUUUAGAAGGCAAUCCGUUUAAUUACACCCAAGAUCCGACAAUAAUGGAAGUAAAACCUUUGAAAAGUUUUGUAUCUGGUGGUCGUAUGAUAUUUGUGCACGGGUCUAAUUUGGAUAGCAUACAAAAACCGGAAAUGGAGGUCUAUUAUUACAAUGAACCGGUACCCGUAAAUAAAACAGUCUGCACAGUAUUAAGUUCCACACAAAUGGAGUGUCCAAGUCCUGCAGUGAAUCGUCAAUUUCUCAUAGCGAGUACUCGCGUUAGUAGAUCUGUUACUGGCCGAAAGCAUUCACUCGUCAAGAUAUCAGAAGCGCAGCUCAGUCUCAAAUUCGGUUUCAUUAUGGACAACGUGGUCGCUGUGAGAGAUCUGGAAAAGCACUUUUCCAAUUUGCGUUCCCAAUUAUUAUAUGUCGAAGACCCCAAGUUUUUCGAAUUUCCAAAUUUGAUUAAGUCCUAUAAAGGUGACACGCUGGUAAUCGAGGGAGAAAAUUUAAAUGUAGCAAGUGACGAGGCAGAUGUGAUAGUUACAAUUGGUACCAAGCCGUGCAACGUCACCAGUUUAGCGCUUAUUCAAUUGGUUUGCUCUCCCCCGGAGCAGCAACCAGCUGAUACUGAUGAAAAUGGGGUUAAGACUGAGGUGAAUCUUCCAUUGGUUGUCGUACGCGUAGGUAAAAAUAUUCGAUUUACGAUAGGAUACUUACAUUACGACGUGUACAAAUCAUUUAUUUUUCCUCCAACCGCUAUAGCUAUGAUAAUAGCGGGAAUACUGCUAUUUAUAAUAUUUUUUAUUGGCGUUUUAAUUAUAUACAGACGAAAGUCGACACAAGCCGAACGAGAGUAUAAACGAAUACAGAUUCAAAUGGAUACUUUAGAGAGCAAUGUUAGAUCUGAAUGUAAGCUGGCCUUUGCGGAACUACAAACAGACAUGACUGAUUUAACUGCAGAUUUAGAGAGCUCUGGAAUUCCUGCUCUCGAUCACAUGAGUUACAUAAUGAAGGUGUUUUUUCCUGGCGUAAGCGAUCAUCCUAUAUUGAAUGCACCUAAGAUUCGUAUUAAUGGUCCUAGAACUAAUUAUGAUACGGCGAUGUUGCAGUUUGAACAGUUAAUUAAUAGCAAACAUUUUAUUCUGGUUUUCAUAGAGACUUUGGAGACUCAAAAGUCUUUUAAUAUUCGUAAUAAGGUUAACGUUGCAUCCUUAUUAAUGGUUGUGUUAAUGGGUAAAAUGGAAUAUGCGACAGAUAUUCUAAAAUGUUUAAUGUUACGACUUAUUGAUAAAUCGGUUAACACUAAGCAUCCUCAACUAAUGUUAAGAAGGACAGAAAGUGUUGUCGAGAAAAUGCUCACAAACUGGAUGGCAGUAUGCAUGUACUCGUAUCUCAAAGAAUACGCGGGCUCGUCAUUAUUUUUAUUAUUCAAAGCCAUUAAACAUCAAAUUGAGAAGGGUUUAGUUGAUGCUAUUACGCACGAUGCGAGGUAUUCUUUAUCGGAAGAACGUUUACUUCGUGAACAAAUUGAACAUAAUGUAGUUACGCUCCAUAUCGUUCAAGAAGAUCUCGACGAGAAGAUCCAGUGCAAGGUUUUAGAUUGUGAUACGAUAAGUCAGGUUAAAUCAAAAAUCUUAGAUGCGUUGUUUAAAAAUACUCCAUUUUCACUUCGACCUUCGAUUUAUGAAGUUGAUUUAGAAUGGAGACAUGGAAGGGGUGGGCAUUUAACUUUGCAAGAUGAAGAUUUAACUACAAAAACUCUCGGAGGUUGGAAAAAGUUGAACACUUUAGCACAUUAUGGUGUUAAAGAAAGUGCUGUGAUGUCAUUAAUUUCAAGGCAAAAUGAUAGCUUUAAUAAUUGCAAACAACCGUGCCAUAACUGCACAACCGGAAUGUAUUUUAGCAACUCUCAGUCACCGAUAAUAGCAACAAAUGGUGAUAUAGAAACAGGAACAAACAUGAAAAUUUACCACUUAAUUAAGCCAGUUGACGAUCAUCAAUUUCCUAACAGUAAAUCGACAGAGCGUACCCACAAAGCGAUACCUGAAAUAUUUUUAACUCGACUGCUCUCUACAAAAGGAACGGUUCAGAAAUUUGUAGAUGAUUUCUUUUUAACUAUUUUAACUGUGAACGAUGUCCUACCUCCGGCCGUUAAGUGGCUGUUCGAUUUGUUGGAUGACGCCGCUAAAAAGCACGGCAUUCAAGAUCCCGAGGUGGUACACGCGUGGAAAUCAAACAGUCUUCCUCUUAGAUUUUGGGUGAAUUUUAUCAAGAACCCGGAUUUUAUAUUUGAUAUUAAUAAAACUAUGACGCUCGAUUCGUGCUUAUCGGUUAUAGCGCAGACAUUUAUGGACGCCUGUUCAACAACCGAACAUAGACUGGGAAAGGAUUCGCCGUCGAAUAAACUGUUAUUUGCUAAAGAUAUUCCCCAUUAUCGAGAUAUGGUGGUACAGUUUUAUUAUGAUGUAGCAACUCUACCUGUGAUUACCGAUCAAGAAAUGGGAUCAGCAAUGCAGCAGUUAUCGGCCCAACAGGCCGAUGAAUUCGAUACGGUGGCAGCUCUAAAGGAACUCUAUAUUUAUGUUACUAAAUAUAGAGAACAGCUAUUGGAAGCUUUAAAUAGUGAUGGUAAUUGUCGUCGUCUUCACUUGGCGCAAAGAUUAGAAAACGUCGCGUGUACUUUGGAAGGAGAAGAAACUUCGGCUUGCUGACCAAGUUUGUCACCUGAUCUCCUGCUGCCCCAACCCUUCGCGCCCAAUUCCAUGCGCAUUGUGCACUCGCAUGCAUGUGCUUUAUACAAUAAACAUUCUCCGUCGGAGUAACAACGUUUAUGUCGAAUGAUGCCUAUAAAAUAAGGUUUUCUUAUUAAUGGAGAAGCAUGUGGGUGUGCGCGUGCGUGUUAUACUGUGAUAUGGCGCAAGAUCGGGUGACUGAUUGGACGCGUACUUACCCUCCAGCAGCUGCUAGUUUCCUUUUUGAGUGCCUCGCUAUGCUGAUGGAACGGAACUUGGACCGUGUAUACGCGCAAAUGGCGCACUUAUAUAGCACAUUUUGAUUUUAUUCGGCUAGUUUAGUUUUUAAGUAGACACAACAAAUCUUUACUCCGGUUGUAUUUGGCUGACAUUUGUGCGUGUCAUGUGAGUUAUCUUUCGCAAUUAAGUAUUUAUUAUUUUAGGCGUUUUAAGAAUAUGAUUACCUCGCUAUUUCUUAUUUAAUUCAAGUGUCAGUCUACUACAUCUAGUUUAUUGGUCUGUGCCAGAACUGUAUUUAUAUGGAAUCGUCUUCACGUUCAGUGAUUUGUUCGUUACUAUUUUUUAUUACGUUUGACAUAGGAUAAUGUAUACUUGUAUUUCAAAUAUUUUUUUGUACAUAUAUAAAUUGUGCAUAUAGAUAAUUAUAUCGGAUUUAUAAAAGUGUUUAUAUUUAAACGUACAUUAAUUUUUAUAAACAUUACGUUACACUUUUAAUUUUAAGACAGCUCUUCGUAAUUAUGUAAAUGUAAAUUGCGUAACUUUAUAAAUUGUGACCUCUUUUAUAUUUUUAUUUCUCGAAUGUAUUCAGUAUGACUUACUGAAUUUAAUUCACAGAAAGCCUAAUGGUCAUAAUUUAAAAGGAUAACUAGGUUUUUAUAUUCCAAAUGUCGGUGUUGCAAUUUUUAAAUUUUAUAUAGUCAAGUUUUAGGAAUAUUAUUUUUAUCGUAAUUUCUUUUACUUAUAAUGUAACCGUUUAUCGAAUUUUUUACGACUACUUUGCGACAGUUUUUUGAUAUUUUAUUUUAGUAAUGUGAUCGUGAUUUAUAGCUUUUUGUAUAGUAUAUUGUUUAUUGAUAUUUUUUUACUUUUUAUUAAACUUAUCCGCCAAAUUCUUAUGACUUAACUAUGCUUGAUUCUCUCAGUAAUUACAUUAAUGUACUGGUCAAAU
Molecule: messenger RNA, 7467 nt
Organism: Photinus pyralis (common eastern firefly)
Lineage: Eukaryota; Metazoa; Arthropoda; Insecta; Coleoptera; Lampyridae
Product: plexin-B
Exons: 16
Coding region: 507-6257 (1916 amino acids)
Biological process (GO): regulation of GTPase activity; positive regulation of axonogenesis; regulation of cell migration
Cellular component (GO): semaphorin receptor complex
Molecular function (GO): semaphorin receptor activity; protein binding
Source: RefSeq, a predicted model, not a curated record